Messenger RNA from Erythranthe guttata (spotted monkey flower), 1256 nucleotides. Its product is annotated as pathogenesis-related thaumatin-like protein 3.5. The record is from RefSeq and is a predicted model, not a curated record. NCBI's taxonomy places the organism in Eukaryota, Viridiplantae, Streptophyta, Magnoliopsida, Lamiales, Phrymaceae.
CAAACACACGCGCGCGCUAUUUGUGUGAACACUAAUGUAUUUUUGUAUAGGAGAAAAUAAAUAAAUUUUAGGGAAAUUUUAUUGUCAUUUGUCACGUAGUGAAAAACAAAUUAAAUUGUGUCACACGUCCUGAAACUAACCUUUUGACGUGCAAUAGUGGUGGGUUCCUUCCUAAAUAAUUAACAAAAUAAUAAUAACAAAAAACAAGGUAAAAAAAUCAAGAAUUUUUUGGUAAGUGUGAAAAACCAACUUACCAUAUUUUGUCUAUAAAUAGCUACCUUAAUUUCCACGAAUCCCAUAAUCAUUGCUCUCACAGAAUUUGCUCUCUAUAACCAUGGCGGCUAUGCAAAGAAUCCCUCUUCUUCUUCUUUCCCUAUUUUUUCUCAUAGGAAUACUCUCGAAUUAUGUUUCGGCGACGGUUUUUACACUCCAAAACAGUUGCAACUACACAAUCUGGCCGGGGACACACUGCGGCAAUGGCGCCUCGCUACUCGGCGAGGGCGGUUUCGCACUGUCGCCGGGGGCCACCACCCAAUUCCCGGCUCCGCCGGGCUGGUCGGGCCGCUUCUGGGCCCGAACCGGCUGCAACUUCGACUCCGCCGGCAACGGCAACUGCACGACCGGCGACUGCGGCGGCAAGCUCAAUUGCGCUGGCGGCGGCGAGCCGCCGGUUAGUCUGGCGGAGUUCACCAUCGGCGGCGGCAGCUCGACCAUGGACUUCUACGACGUCAGCCUUGUCGACGGGUACAACGUGGGGCUCGGGGUGCGGCCGUCUGGCGGCUCUGGCGCCUGCCAGUACGCGGGCUGCGUGGCGGACGUGAUCCCGGAAUGCCCGAAGGAGCUGCAGGUGGUCGGCGCCGGCGGCAAGGUGGUGGCGUGCAGGAGCGCGUGCGCGGCGUUCAACACGCCCGAGUACUGCUGCAGCGAGGACCACGCGACGCCGCAGACGUGCGGGCCCACGCCGUACUCGGAGGUCUUCAAGAAGGCGUGCCCGUCGGCGUAUAGCUACGCGUACGACGAUUUGUCGAGCACUUGCACUUGCACCGGUUCCGAUUAUCUCAUUACGUUUUGUCCCUCAGCCUAAAUUAGAUUCAUUGUUGAUUAGUUUGUAGGUAGAAUCACAAAUCUUUUUAUCCUUUUUGUUUUUUUUUUUCUUCUGUUUUUGCAAUUUUAUGAGAGUAUUUGUUUUCUUAAAUAUUCAUGACAUUGUUGUUGGUAGUUAAUUUUGAUUUAUGAGAGUAUUUGUUUUCUUAAUA